This is a messenger RNA of Lodderomyces elongisporus, 1218 nucleotides long. RefSeq lists its product as uncharacterized. Bases 1 to 1218 code for a protein of 405 amino acids. The transcript has 3 exons. Gene Ontology annotation, biological process: chromatin remodeling. Gene Ontology annotation, cellular component: nucleus; Ino80 complex. NCBI's taxonomy places the organism in Eukaryota, Fungi, Ascomycota, Pichiomycetes, Serinales, Debaryomycetaceae. The record is from RefSeq and is a predicted model, not a curated record.
AUGCAAUUUUUUAACAAGCUUUUCAAAACCUCCCCUAAGUCAAAGGGGAAAAAACCAGCCGAACGUAAGGUUCGGUUUUUACUUCCAGGGGAGUCAUCAGACUCACCUGUGUCGGUUCCUUCAGCAGCUACAGGGUCGGAUACCUUAUGUGAGGUAGAUGUAGGUGCUGAAGACGUAGAAGUAAAAAGACUGGCAAAAAAACAGUUUCCGCUGUUUAGACAAUUGUCAUGGUUUAAGAAAAAAGAAGAGAAGACAAAGGAUGGCUGCCGGCAUUCAUGCGUGCCAUCCCAACAACAACAACAACAACAUCAACAACAUCAACAACAUCAACAACAUCAACAACAACAUCAACAACAUCAACAACAACAACAACAACAACAACAACAUCAACAACAUCAACAACAUCAACAACAUCAACAACAACAACAUCAACAACAUCAACAACAUCAACAACAACAACAACAACAACAACAACAAUCGACGACAAAGAACACAGACGACACCAAUUUGUUUAAAUUUCGCAAGUUCAAGGCUACCGUCGAUUCAUACUGCGGUAGACUGUGCCAAGAGAUCCGAACUGCAGUUCACUUUACAGACAUCGAUUUCGUGAAUAGCAUUAAUCUCGGAAUUAAGGAACAUGCUGAAGGCGACUACAUCUCACUUGAUAAGAGGGUCCUCAUACUGCAGGUUACAAAAGAAGAAUUUGAUAAGGUGAUCUCAGCUCUCCCGGAGUUGCUUGAUAUGGACCUUAGAAACUCCCUUCUCUGUCCAGUGCUUCAAUUACUCGAAAUGAAGUUUAGGAACAAGGUAAAAUACUACAUCGCUACGCCAAACCUUGAGUAUGGAAUAGACUUGCAGGUGAGAUACGAAAUGCAGCCAAAUCGCGAGUACUUUACUCAAACUAAGCACUGCCUUAAUAAGGAGAAACUUGAAAAGUGUCUCGCUUUCCAAGAAAUCGAUGCUUGGACUCAAUGGCCGGGCGUUCAUGUUAGGGGCGAUUUCUCGUUUUUAGCUGCUAGGAAAAUAUAUAACUUUAAAUGGCUAAUUAACGCUACCUAUAAAGAUGAGGAUCUUCCAAGUGUUCGAUUUCAUAUUGGCAAUUGGUAUAGGGAGGAUCGAGUAGGAAAAAUUGGAUGUGACGCGAAAUCACAAGCGCGACUAAAAAAAAGUGCCCGCGUAUUUCGUGACUUUAUUAUUUUCAUAGUGGAGCCAAGAUAA